AAGAGGAGCCAGUGACAAAGGGGAGGAAGGAGAGGCAGGAAGGAUAGGGACCUAGAAGGCAAGAACACAGGGAGGCCCCAGAGUGACUGGGUGGGCCGUGGGUUCGUGUGCUGCAGACAGACUGAGGCCUGAAAUUAGAUUCCGGCUAGGAGGAAACCAUCGCUGUCCACAGCGAGGGCAGAUUCAGCCAAAAGGCAGUGGCAGAAGUCCAGCUACACUGAAUUCAGGAGUGGCUGGAGUUGAGAAGGUAAACACAGCAAAGGCGUUACUCUCUCCAGGAAGUUGUAGAUGUCUGAGACAUCUUAGAACUUCAGAAACGGCAAAGUCUGCUUUUAGGGGAUAAUGCUGAGGGACACUAUGAAAUCUUGGAAUGAUACCCAGACAGAUCUCUGUAGCAGUGACCAAGAAGAGGAAGAAGAGAUGAUUUUUGGUGAAAAUGAAGAUGAUUUGGAAGAGAUGAUGGACUUAAGUGAUCUGCCCACCUCACUUUUUGCCUGCAGUGUCCACGAAGCAGUGUUUGAGGUGCAAGAGCAGAAGGAGAGAUUUGAAGCACUUUUCACCAUCUAUGACGACCAGGUUACAUUUCAGCUGUUUAAAAGCUUCAGAAGAGUCAGGAUAAAUUUCAGCAAGCCGGAAGCAGCAGCGAGAGCGCGGAUAGAGCUCCAUGAAACAGACUUCAAUGGGAAGAAGCUGAAGCUGUAUUUUGCACAGGUACAGGUAUCCAGUGAAACACGGGACAAAUCGUAUCUGCUGCCACCCCAGCCAGUCAAACAGUUCCUCAUCUCCCCCCCAGCGUCUCCUCCCGUGGGCUGGAAGCAGGGUGAAGAUGCCAUGCCUCUGUUAAAUUAUGAUCUACUCUGUGCCGUUUCCAAAUUGGGACCAGGAGAGAAAUAUGAACUUCAUGCAGGAACUGAGUCGACACCCAGCGUGGUGGUUCACGUCUGUGAAAGUGAAACUGAAGAAGUAGAAGAAACAAAAAACCCCAAACAGAAAAUUACCCAGACAAGGCGCCCUGAACCUCCAACCACAGCACUGAGUGAGCCCCCGACUUUUGACUGUGCGCUGUGAGGCCUUUGUGAUGGUUUGAGGCUGCUGCCAUCGUGGGUGCCAGUCACAGAGAUGGCGCCCCUCCUGCGGGCGCAUUGCUGCUAGUGGUGUGGGUGAGCUAAGCAGGGAUGAGACGCAGUGUGCUCACCAAGCCUGCGCUGUGGCCAUGGCCAUCUAGAGUAGAGGCUGAUAGUCUGAACGCACUUGAAAGGGUUAGCCCCCAACACGCAGCAUCUCUUGACCAUUUUUAAACAGCAGCAAAUUAGGAACACAGCCCCCUCCAGGAAUGUCCCUUUCCCUGAUUCCGUGUAGCAUGGGGUACCCAAAAUUAAAGCUAUAGUCAUCGAAUGCAGUACCAUUUUUAUGAAUUUAAAAGUAGUCUUACAAUUUUAAUAAUCUAGUGUGGGUAUUUUUGUACUGGUAUAAUAGCUUCUAACUAAAUAUCCUAAUCAAAGGUUACUUGUUAUUCAGUAUACCUGAAAUUUUUUGCACGAAAAGAAAUCUGAAAUACAGAAUAAUUCAUAGAAAAUUAUUUCUCUCCAGUAUUUUUUUUUUCUCUAACCUUGGGGAAGAAAUGCCAAAUUCACUUUGACUAUCAGAAUCACAUGGCACAAAUCUAUGUGCACAUUGUUCUCUUGGAAUUAAAGGAAAGUGAUACACACACCACUAUCCUCAUGCGUCGUCCCUCCCAGAGAAAGAGCUGCUGCUUUGGAUGGGGGAUAUAUCGCCAGUGAGCUUGACUGAUUGUGAUUCAGGUGGCAACUGCGGUCUGCCACUUGUGACCAUGUCCUAGCCUGUAGCAUCCCAAACUGUCUUCAGCCACCUGUUAAGUUUUUCUGUGCUAUAUAUAUUUGUGUGCAUCAUUCGUAGAAUUUAAAUUAGAGAAGGUAAUGGUAAGCUUUUCUGUAGACCAUUUUAAAAGUGUUCAUUUAAAUAUUUUUCAGCUUGAAAGAAAAGUCACACAUACUCCAUUUCUAUGAAUUAGGGAAAGAUGGGGGAGAUCAUUUUGGUAGUUAGACUUUUCUUUUUUGGUGAAAUUUUUACCCUGGCUUACAGCAGGCAUUUUUCCCUAAAACAUAAUUGUUUCUCAUUUAUGUUUCAGAGAAGGUAGUUGAAGCUCCUAAAGUAGAAGCAAGGAUUUUUAAAAAUUAUCUGGGGUCUAUUCAGACUUUGAAGUUUUUUUUUUUAUAGAAAAGUCUCAUAACUAAAUGAUUUGCUUUUGGUUGGGCGACUCUGAUGGUUCUCUGCUAAACUGCUGUAUGGCAAACGUCUGGAGCACCUGGUAUGUAUGUGAGCGGUUACGCAUGUGAGUUUAGACUAAUACAAUGUGGCUACUACUACAGAGAGAGAAAAAUGCAGAAAUGCAGGCCAUGAUGUCUAUACAUUUUUGGUAACAUGUUAUAGUGGUUUAGAUGUUCUUAUCAUAGUAGAAUUUAUUUCUGAGGACUUAAACUAUAUUACAAAAAACAAAACAACAACAACAACAACAAAAACCGUUUUGUCUGUUUUCCUUGCCCUGAAAUACUCUGAGUGAUAAACUCUUCUAUUUAUAUAUAUCUACCACUGCUAAGCUUCCAUGUAAAUUCAGGUCAGAUCUGUGAUUUCAUAAGUAAUUUAUUAAAUUAAAAUCAUUUGGGCCCUGGCCGG
Molossus molossus (Pallas's mastiff bat) is the source of this 2694-nucleotide messenger RNA. RefSeq names its product RCAN family member 3 (gene RCAN3). Gene Ontology annotation, cellular component: cytoplasm; nucleus. The coding region runs from base 343 to 1068 and encodes 241 amino acids. The transcript is spliced from 5 exons. Gene Ontology annotation, molecular function: calcium-dependent protein serine/threonine phosphatase regulator activity; nucleic acid binding. The record is from RefSeq and is a predicted model, not a curated record. NCBI's taxonomy places the organism in Eukaryota, Metazoa, Chordata, Mammalia, Chiroptera, Molossidae. Gene Ontology annotation, biological process: calcium-mediated signaling.